Solanum pennellii is the source of this 2051-nucleotide messenger RNA. RefSeq names its product SWR1-complex protein 4. NCBI's taxonomy places the organism in Eukaryota, Viridiplantae, Streptophyta, Magnoliopsida, Solanales, Solanaceae. Gene Ontology annotation, cellular component: NuA4 histone acetyltransferase complex; Swr1 complex. The record is from RefSeq and is a predicted model, not a curated record. Bases 191 to 1540 code for a protein of 449 amino acids. Gene Ontology annotation, molecular function: transcription corepressor activity. The transcript is spliced from 17 exons. Gene Ontology annotation, biological process: chromatin remodeling; negative regulation of transcription by RNA polymerase II; DNA repair.
UCUGUUCUUCGAUUUCGCGCUCAAAAAGGGAAACGGAUCGUUGUUCUUCUUGAAUUCAUAAUCCCAUUCACCUGGGAACUAGUUUUCUGCUAUGUUCUUCGAUUCUUCACACUCAAAAACCCUAAUUUGUUGAAGUUUUUGUACUAAUUUAUCAUACAGAAAAACCCUAAUUUUGCAGAAACAAUUCCAUAUGGAUGCGAAGGACAUAUUAGGAUUGCCUAAAAAUGGACCUUUAAUGUCCCAAGAGAAGAAAUCGAGGCCUCAGAAAGAGUCUCAAAGGAAACCUGAUGGCAUUUCGCGAGAAGUUUAUGCACUUACAGGUGGAAUUGCACCUCUUAUGCCUUCUAUUGAUAUAAAUCAGCUGAAAAGGCGAGCUCUUUCGGAGUCCGAAAAGAUUACGUGGCAAUGGCUUCCAUUCACAAGUUCUGCUAGAAAAGAUAACUUACAGCUUUAUCAUUGGGUCAGAGUUGUUAAUGGUGUUCCGCCUACAGGUGACUAUUCGUUUGCAAAGUAUAAUAAGUCGGUGGAUGUGAUCGAGUACACAGAUGAGGAGUAUGAGAAGUUCUUGUCCAAUCCUUCAUGGACGAAGGAAGAGACGGAUCAAUUAUUUGACCUGUGCAAGAGGUUUGAUCUCCGUUUCGUUAUCAUAGCUGAUAGGUUCCCUUCAAAUCGUACAGUUGAGGAACUGAAGGACCGUUAUUACAGUGUGUCUCGUGCUAUUACAAUUGCUAGGGCUCCAUCUCCUGCCGAUGUUGCUGGACAUCCCCUUGUUAAGGAGCCUUACAAUGCUUCACAAGAGGUUGAGCGAAAACGUGCACUGUCGAUGGUGCUCUCACAAACAAAGCAUCAGGAGCGUAGGGACGCAGAGGUUCUUGCUGCAGCAAAAAGAAUAUCCGAGUCACGAAAAGCUGCUAAGGCCGCUGAAGAAACAGAACUUCCCGAUGUGUCAGAUGCUGCUCCUGAAGGUGCUGAAAAGGCUGGUAUUGAUGUAAUAUCAACCUCUCCAAAUGCUCAAUUACCCUCUGGCAUUGCUGCACCUCCAGUGUCAGAGACUGCUUCCACUUUGGCUUCUCUUCGCAUGCUGCGCGUGUAUUUGAGAACAUAUGGACUGGAGCAAAUGGUCCAAGCUGCGAGCUCUUCAGCUGGACUCCGGACAAUCAAACGGGUUGAACAAACUUUACAAGACCUUGGGGUUAAUUUGAAGCCAAAGGUCCCAACAAAACUUGUCUGUGCGGAGCAUCUUGAACUGAGGAAAGAGAUACUAACCCUGUUAAAUCUUCAAAAGCAGGUACAAUACAAGGAGGCAGAAGGCUCAUCUUAUCGGGAAGGUUCAUAUUCUGAAACACCUGGUACACCUCCUAAGCGUGCGCAACGUGCUACGGACCAAGAUAGAACAUUCAUUCCCGAUUCUACAAUUUUUGGAGGGGAAAGAGCUGGUAAAAAGGACCAGAAACGCAAGGGGCCUGGACGAUUAUCAGAAGUUCCAUCUUCACCAGCACAGUCAAAACGGCCUCGCAAGUUAAAGACUUCAGAUGGAUGAAUUGGAGGGACUAAAGCUACAAGGAGCUGUAUAAGAAGCUGCUUCAAAUCAACUUCUUUGUCCUGUGUUCUGCGCCUUUUUGAAUUUGCUCCACCAUGAAAACAUGAUCCAGCCUUUCAAAACUUCAAAUGUGGCUGUCUCAUUUGAGUGGCACAAAAAUGUUAGAAUGCCACUCUAAUGCCUUUCUAUGGAGAUCAGGUCCUCCUUUGCAUCAGAGUACAGUCCCCGCAGUCUGUAUAUACAUCUGUAUCUUAUAGUUGUGAUUAGCAUGUUAACCUCACCUUGCUACCGCGUCUCUUUGGCAUGUCACUAAAUUAUUGAGCCGUAUUGGCUGUACUGUAUUAACACAUCAAAGUAGUUGUGCUUUAGUCGCAUUUAGAUUGCUUACCAGGAAGGACUGAUAUGAGUUAACACUGGCACUGCAUAGAAGCUGAAACAGAUAGUGUAGUGAUUGCGAACCAUAAUAUAUCCUUUCUAUAUGUUAAGAAUUUUAUGAAGUUAAAUUUAGUAA